GCUCCCGGGCGGGUUCCGUGGACGUUGGCAGCAGCGCCGAGCGAGUCACGGACCAUGAGGAGCGUUCGGCCCGCGCGGCCCGAGGCCUGGACGGGGGCUGGCCGCGUCCUGCCGCGCUGAGGGGGAGGCCAACAGGGGCGCGGGCGGCCGGUCCCCGCCAGAGCGCGCCGCGAUGGCGAGGGAGGAGUGCAAGGCGCUGCUGGACGGGCUCAACAAGACGACCGCGUGCUACCACCACCUGGUGCUGACCGUCGGCGGCUCGGCGGACUCGCAGAACCUGCGGCAGGAGCUGCAAAAGACGCGCCAGAAAGCGCAGGAGCUGGCAGUGGCCACCUGCUCCCGGCUGACUGCCGUGCUCCGCGACCGGAGCCUGGCCGCCGACGAGCGCGCGGAGUUCGAGCGGCUCUGGGUGGCCUUCUCGGGCUGCCUGGACCUGCUGGAAGCGGACAUGCGACGCGCGCUGGACCUGGGCGCCGCGUUCCCGCUGCACGCACCGCGGCGGCCGCUGGUGUGCACGGGCGUGGCGGGCGCCUCCUCCGGCGUGGCGGCGCGCGCGCUGAGCACCCGCAGCCUGCGGCUCGAGGCGGAGGGCGACUUCGACGUCGCGGACCUGCGCGAGCUGGAGCGCGAGGUCCUUCAGGUGGGCGAGAUGAUCGACAACAUGGAGAUGAAAGUCAACGUGCCCCGCUGGACCGUGCAAGCCCGGCAGGCGCCUGGCGCCGAGCUCCUGUCCACGGUCGGCGCCGGCCCCUCCUCGGUUGUGUCGGUGGAGGAGCGCCAAGGGGGCUUCGACCCCAGGAAGGCCCUGGCCGCCAUCCUUUUCGCCGCCGUGCUGCUGGCGGCUGUGGCCCUAGCCGUGUGCGUGGCGAAGCUGAGCUGA
This is a messenger RNA of Saimiri boliviensis boliviensis (Bolivian squirrel monkey), 880 nucleotides long. RefSeq names its product regulator of G protein signaling 9 binding protein (gene RGS9BP). NCBI's taxonomy places the organism in Eukaryota, Metazoa, Chordata, Mammalia, Primates, Cebidae. The record is from RefSeq and is a predicted model, not a curated record.